Camellia sinensis is the source of this 564-nucleotide messenger RNA. Lineage: Eukaryota; Viridiplantae; Streptophyta; Magnoliopsida; Ericales; Theaceae. The record is from RefSeq and is a predicted model, not a curated record.
AUGAAACCGCCAGUCUUCAAAGGAGGCAUAGAACCAAUGAAAGCUGAAGCAUGGGUGUUGGGAAUCGAGAAACUAUUCGAAGUUUUCCCUUGUACAGAAGCUCAAAAAGUGCAAUUGGCUGCUUUCACUCUUGAGGAUGAAGCGCGGAGAUGCAUGCGAGAUAAGAAGGUGACUGAAUUUGAAACUCUCAGAAAAGGGAACAAGACUGUUGUUGAAUAUGAAGCCCAAUACGCAGAACUAGCUCGGUUUGUGCCUCAUAUGGUGGAUUCGGAUUAUAAGAAGGCACGAAAUUUUGAAGGGGGCUUACGGGGUGCUAUCCUAGACCGGGUCAAUAUGUUAAAGCUACCUACUUAUGUCGAUGUGCAAGAAAGGGCCGUUAUAGCAGAAGGGAAUCUUGCUGCUCAGAAUCGAAUUUUCGAGUGGAAAGGGAAGAGGCAGAAUAAUCAAUGGUCAAAAGGAUCAGUUACCCCACUAAACAAGAAGCAGAAUUCAGGGAACUUCAGCAUCACCACCCCUACACACAACUCCACUCCAGUGUGUCCAGAUUGUGGAAGGCAACAUUGA